Molecule: messenger RNA, 4393 nt
Organism: Zootermopsis nevadensis
Lineage: Eukaryota; Metazoa; Arthropoda; Insecta; Blattodea; Termopsidae
Product: neprilysin-1
Biological process (GO): protein processing
Cellular component (GO): plasma membrane
Molecular function (GO): metalloendopeptidase activity
Source: RefSeq, a predicted model, not a curated record
UUGGGCUCUCACCGAAAGAGAACCAAUUGUGAUGAAAAUCAGGCGAGGUUACAGGGUCGAUAUUUACAUUUGAACAGUCUCGCAGUCGCUUGUGGGUGCACGAGCACGCAAGAUUCCAAAACACUGUCCUCGGCCCGUGUUUUUCGUUCGUAAAGUAAACGAGAUAGUUUCGCAGGUCUAGCUGGAGAAACAUUGAGCCCGGGUCGUGAGACGCUUGAUUUGGGCGGACGGACAAUCUGCUGGCAUUAACGCGAGCGACGAACAUCAAGAGACAAAUAUCGUACGGUAAAAAACAGAAACCGCGGAUACGUGAACCCAAACAGCGCCUUUCCAAAUACGGCAGAAAUAUAAAACAGUGGAUGUCUGAAUUACGUUUUUUGAAUUUGUCUUAGGGUUGUCCAAGGAACUUUUUGAAAUAUGACAAUGUCACCCCUACCCCCCACAUUUCAACACAGCGUAACUCAUGAUAAUGCCGGUCUUCUGAGAUGUUGCUACGUAUAAUUUAUUUUUAUAAAUUUACCGACGUUUCGGAGGUGAUCAUUACCUUUGCCAUCAAGGACCGCGAUAUUAAGAGCCUCUGAAAAGUUGGUCAAUCUCUGCCACAGUACAGGACGAAACGUCGCAGAAGACUAUUCCCUCGAAAUAAGACGUGGACGUCAGAAAGUAGUUGGUGGUUUGCGCCGUGGUCUGACCGCAAAGCGCUCGUGAACGGAUUAUGUUGAAAUUUGGGAGGAUUCCAAGAUGAGUGAAGAAGACGCUGUAUCUGUAGUCGGCAGCCAGCAGAAUCUGGUACCAGUAAAAUCACGCAAAACAAGUCUGAAGAAGAAAUGGCGACUGGAGCGCCACUUGCUGGCUGUGGUGGCGAUUUUGGUGAUCUUGCUGGUCAUCUUCUUAGUCAUCAUCAUAAUUCUGGCCUGCCAGAACAAAGCACAAGGAAAGGCAAAUCUAACAGGUCAGCCAACAUGCAACAGUAAAAUGUGUAUCGCAUCAGCAUUCUCACUGCUGGAGUCAAUGGACCGAUCAGCUGAUCCCUGUGAAGACUUCUACCAAUUCGCUUGUGGCAAAUGGGGCCGAAACCACCCGGUGAGGGACAUGGACGUCUCGAACACCUGGUUCAACGAGCGGUCUCUUUUCUUGCUGAGACAGCUCAGAGACCUCCUCACGUCGAACAUAACAAAUUCAGAACCCAGAGCCGUCAGACAAGCAAAGUCGCUGUUACGAGCCUGCAGCGAUCUUGGUGCACUGGAACAACUUGGGCUGGACCCCAUCACGCAGAUCCUGCAGAAUCUGAGUCUGCCCAAACAAAUACCAAACGCCCAGACAGCGCGUGGAUGGGACAUCGCUACAACUCUCGCUCUGGCUCAGCGACUCAUGAGUCUGGAUCUGCUGGUGCAGCUCAGUCCAGACGUCGAUUCUACAGAAAAUGGGAAAAUUGUUCUGAAUCUGAGUCCACCGACGGAAGUCUCGACGCUGAUCCAGCUCCUGGUGACAGAUCCUGAGAACCUGCCCAGAGCUAUCAGACUCAACACCCGAGAGAUUGUUAAAGCCAAGAUGACGUUCAUGAUGGGGAUGCUGGAAGAGAUGGACUCCUGGGUGAAGGAAGAGUUUGACGAAGACAGACUCAACAAGUCGUCAAUCGCGUCAGCUGUAUUCAAGAUUCUGCUCUUUGGUGCAGAUGUCAGCCACGGGAUCACCAUUGAUGACGCAAACUCCAGCAGCAGUAGCACAGUGCAGAUCACUAUCCAAGAGUUGCAGCGACUAAUGGACUUUAGUUCGAAGGGAGCAAAGAAUAACCAUAAGAUUAACUGGAAACAGUACUUCACAGUGCUCACAGAUGGCAUAGAGAAGCCGUUCAACAAAUCGAUCGAGACUGUGACGGUCACAGAUCUUGCCUACUUCGUCAACCUUGCGUCGGUCAUCGCCAAUUCCAGAUUGGAAACCAUCCAGCGGUACGUAUGGUGGCAGGUGCUGGAGGUUCUGGCGCCACACACGAACAAGGUGAUGCGGGACCUGCGCAACCAACUGCUGGAGCAUAUUUAUGGGACCUUACCAAUACCUUCCAGGUCAACUUUGUGCCUUCGCCGGGUGAAGAAAUUGCUGCCGAUGGCUGUCAGCUAUACGUUUGCCGUGCAGGACGACGUUGCCAAUACCGUCUCCAAGGUGUCAGAAAUGCUGCAGGACAUCAAGACUAGUUUCAAUUCCCUCGUCCACAACGGAGACUGGAUCGAUCCCGAGACUAAGAAAGCAGCUCAAGAGAAAGCGGAAGGCAUCACCAGUUUCAUCGGCUAUCAAGAAUGGCUCCUGAAACCUGGCCAGUUGGAUGAGCGUUACAGUUCGCUGAAUCUGGAGGAUAAUGAGUAUCUUUGGAACAUCCUCAGGAUCAAGUCCAAGGAAGUGCAGGACUUCCUAAGGUCACUGCUUUAUCAGUCUGGAAAACAGAAGAACGACAGAAUGAAUUGUUGCUAUUCACACGCUGCCAGCUGGAAUGACAUUGAUCCUCUUCAGGUGAACGCUUACUACAGCCGCACAGAAAACGCAAUAAUAAUCCCAGCUGGCAUCUUACAGUUUCCAUUUUAUGAUAGGGGUCUGGAAGCUCUUAAUUAUGGUUCCAUUGGAAGCAUACUGGGACAUGAACUUACCCACGGCUUUGACAUUGAAGGAAAGAAUUAUUGGAAAGAUGGAAGCAAAGUGUCCUGGUGGAAUGCGGACAUGUUGAAGGCCUAUGAAGAGAGGGCAAAGUGUUUCGUGGAUAAAUACAGCCAGUACGGCUCAGGCAGUAGCAAGCUUGAUGGGCUCCGUACUCUGGCGGAAAACAUAGCGGAUAACGGAGGCAUAAGGGAAGCAUACAGAGGUUAUCAGAGGUAUAAGGAACGGCAUGACGUAGAACAGGUCUUGCCAGGGUUGGAAGAGUUCUCACAUGAUCAGUUACUGUUCCUAGCCUUCGCAAAUAUUUGGUGCCUGGAUGAGGGGCCAGAUUACGAAGCAUUAGCCACCAAAGAUAGCCAUAGUCCGGGAAAAUAUCGAGUUCUUGGUUCACUGUCAAACUCACCAGAAUUUUCUGAAACGUGGAACUGUCCUCUGAAUUCCCCAAUGAAUCCUUCUGACCGCUGUAUCAUUUGGUGACUGUUUGUAUGUAUGAACUCUGCUUCAAAUGCAACAGGGACCAAUGUCCGUACAUACCUCAAGUCAGGGAAAUGAUUGUUAUCGCAAGUAUGAAAUAUUGUUGGUUAAUUAUUAUCCUGUUUUGCUCCAGAAAGAAUUUUAACAAUUCAUGCAUAAUUCACAUGCCAUAUUUGAAGCGAUGGUAUCAGAGAAAUUUGAACGAGAUCGCUGGUACACAAAAUUAUACUGCAGUUUAAAUGGGACAAUCAGACGGCAGAACUCAAAUUAUUUAAAGGGAAAGAUCUAUUUCCACGUCUCCCUCUCUGUAUUUUAUAACUUCCGUGAAACUUUUAUGAAAGUUGAACAUGAUUUUGAAACUAAGAUUUGUUUUGGUUACAGAUUUCAUAGAUUGUAAUUGUCAUACAUAUGAUUACAGUUGAUGCUAACAAUUGAAUGAAAAUGGCUCAGUAACUUAAACUUUGUGAGAAACAAAAAAUAAUUGUUUUCCUACAAGAGGAAGAUGCAUUGAAAAACAACCUAUUUCAGGACAAAUAUUUCUGAAGUUAUUAGAAACUCUGAGUUUACUUUAUGAUUUACCCAUGUAUUUUAUAUCUACUAAGUGUGUGAUAUUGGUGCUUAGCCGUACAAAGUCAUCAUAAAUAUAUUUUUACACAAGUCUGAAUGUUUAAUAUAAUCAAGAGUGUGUUUGUUUUGUGAAGAAAACCUAGUUCUGUGAUAUUGAAGGUAACAAAGUAAUUGUUUAUUAUUUAAAAUUUUCAGGGGACUGUCAGACAUUGGAAAUGACAGAUACCUUUUAAAAGACAUGCAAAGCGUGAUAAUAAAUUAUUAUUAUUAUUAUAUUACUUAUGGGUAUGUAAUUAAUUUAUCUCUAUAUCAUGAAAAUUAAAUAUUAAAAUUAAGGCAUAAGUGAAAACAGACGAAUAUUUCAGAACAUAGGAAGAAAUUAUACAACUCAUAUUCUUCAGUUGAAAACAGAACAAGACCUUCACUUUAAUUUUUGCUGUAUUUCAUCAUUACUUUAAAAAAAAUUAAAGUAAAAUUUAAUAUUAAAAGAUUAACUGCACAAAGUGUUACAUUGCAAGUUGUCAUAUGCACUUAAGUGUUUUCAUUUGAAGAAGUGUGUGUACUUUGUUCAGGAUGGUGUUGCUUCUUGGGAAACUCAAAAAAGCAAUGUCACAUCAGCCCCUUCAAGUAUUUAAUCUUUCUUGUUUGCAUUUGAACUGACUGAAUAAUACUAUACUUGAAAUAUCAUAAAGAAAUUAUUAUUCUG